This is a messenger RNA of Argentina anserina (silverweed cinquefoil), 765 nucleotides long. Its product is annotated as transcription factor MYB113-like. The coding region runs from base 1 to 765 and encodes 254 amino acids. Lineage: Eukaryota; Viridiplantae; Streptophyta; Magnoliopsida; Rosales; Rosaceae. The transcript has 3 exons. The record is from RefSeq and is a predicted model, not a curated record.
AUGGGUGGUAUUCCAUGGACUACUGAAGAGGAUCAGUUGCUCAGGAAAUGCAUAGAGAAGAAUGGAGAAGGCAAAUGGCAUCAAAUUCCUCACUUAGCCGGUCUAAACAGGUGCCGUAAGAGCUGCAGGCUGCGGUGGCUGAACUACCUUCGGCCAAACAUCAAGAGAGGGAGCUUUGAGCAAGAGGAAGUGGAGCUCAUCAUCAAGCUCCAAAGGCUCUUGGGAAACAGGUGGUCACUAGUUGCAGCCAGGCUUCCAGGAAGAACUGGUAAUGAUGUGAAGAACUAUUGGAACUGUCACUUGAGCAAGAAGUUAAAUGCUCAAGAACCUCAUGAUGAUCAUCAGAAGAUUAAUCAUGCAAGGAAUAAUAAUGUAAAAGUCCGAAGGCCCCAACCUUCAAAACAUGGCAGCUCAAAUUCAAAAAGGCCAAUGAUAAGUGGUACUCUUGAGGAUCAGACUUGCCAAGUCAUGGAAGAAAGUAUCAGAUCUUCAAUGGCAAUGCUGUGCAAUACUGAUAAAGACCAAGUGCACAUCGGUGAGAUGAUUGAGAGAGAGGAUAGCAACAAUCCAUGUGUGGAAGAAGAACAUGAGGGUAACAGUGACUUUAUGGGUGAUUUGGGGAUGGUAGGCUUUGAUCAGUUUGAACAAGUUAUAGAGCAAUAUGAUCAAGAUGUCAACAACAACAACAACAACAACAACAACAACAACAGAUGGGAGUGGGAUGACUCCAUCUUGGAUAUGGAUAUUUGGAUUUCUGAUUCUUAA